This is a messenger RNA of Paramecium primaurelia, 656 nucleotides long. The record is from the annotation of a GenBank genome assembly. NCBI's taxonomy places the organism in Eukaryota, Ciliophora, Oligohymenophorea, Peniculida, Parameciidae.
AUGUUGCUGUCGACAGAUUUAUUCUUCACAAGAGGUCAACACGAGCUAAAGGAACAAUUAUGGCCGAGUCCAAUUUUCCAGGUGUAAAGUUUAGAACAGAAGGGACAUAUGCAUAGAAUCUUACUCCAUUUUGGCUCUAUAUAAUUCAAGUUGUAUGAGAUGAUGAAUAUGAAUCUGCAAAAUUUCUUGAUGAAUAUAUCUUGUUCUACUAAGGAUCUUAAAUCCAUUAUUCAUAAAGAGUUGUCUAAUUGCCUUGUUAUUAAUGAUAAUGAUUGUUAGGUAUCAUUUGAUCCUUUAUUUAGGUAUUCUCUAAAUUGGCUUUCUGCUAAGAAUCAAUACAGUCUUCGCUCCCAGAUAAUUCAUACUUAAAUACUACUUCAUCCUCACUAUACUACAAGUCAUAUAGUUUCCAUCGUUUUUGCCCUAUGGAUGAAGUAUUAUGGAUUAACCAUUAUCUUAAUUGGUUAUCCAUUAGUUGCCUGCAUCCUUAAAUAUAUUAUUUAAUUCCAGAAGUGGCGCUUUAAACGAUUACUACUUGUUAUUUAAACAUUUAUUCUCUUAAAAAAUUAAGAUAUGUUGUUAGGAUUCGAAGUUUGGUUAGGAGAUCAUUGUAUGGUUUGAUUAAAUCGAUUUCUCCUUUCUUUAUAAAGGAUUGA